Molecule: messenger RNA, 3393 nt
Organism: Neogale vison (American mink)
Lineage: Eukaryota; Metazoa; Chordata; Mammalia; Carnivora; Mustelidae
Gene: HERC6
Product: HECT and RLD domain containing E3 ubiquitin protein ligase family member 6
Exons: 23
Coding region: 87-3134 (1015 amino acids)
Molecular function (GO): ubiquitin-protein transferase activity
Source: RefSeq, a predicted model, not a curated record
UUGGCUUUCCGGUUUCCGCAAAGCAGCACUCAGCUGUCACUGGCCUCUGAGAGCGCGUAGGCGUAGGCGCGGCGCACGGGAGCGCGAUGUACCUCUGCUGGGACACCAACCGCCCAGGACCUCUGCGCCGGAGGCCGGCUGGCCGUGGCGGUGCGGAGCUGCGACAGGCGGCCUCCGGGGAGCGCCACUCCCUGCUGCUGCUGAGCAACGGCGAAGUGCACUCGUACGGGGACAACAGCCACGGCCAGCUGGGGCAGAGGGCCGUGCAGCGCCAGGAGCAGCCAAAACGAUUACGGGCAUUGGAAACUCUACGUGUUGAUCUCGUGAGCUGUGGAAAGGAACACUCUCUUGCUGUCUGUUACAAAGGAAGGGUCUUUGCAUGGGGGGCUGGUUCUGAAGGGCAGCUGGGAAUUGGAGAAUUUAAGGAAAUAAAUCUUAUACCUAGGAAGAUAAAAACUCUGACUGAUAUAAAAAUUAUACAAGUUUCCUGUGGACACCACCACUCCCUGGCAUUAUCAGAAGAUGGCCGGCUGUUUGCCUGGGGAAGUAACAGCCACGGGCAGCUGGGCCUGGGGAAGGAGUGCCCCUCCCAAGCCAGCCCGCAGAGGGUGCGGUCCCUGGACGGCAUCCCCCUCACUCAGGUGGCUGCAGGUGGGGCGCACAGCUUCGCCCUGUCUCUCUCGGGGGAUUCGUUUGGCUGGGGAAGCAACAGGGAAGGGCAGCUGGCCCUGCUGCGUAAGAAGAACGUCCCAGUGGUGCAAAGCUCCAAGCCUCGUUCAGUUGGUGCGCUGAAGAAUCUAGGUGUGGUUUACAUCAGCUGUGGUUAUGAACACACUGCGGUGCUUACCCAGACUGGGAAAGUGUUCACAUUUGGAGGCAAUAGCUAUGGACAGCUGGGAUACAGCCCUACUGCUGAGAAGGAAGGGCCACAGCUCGUGGAAGGAAUUGAUGGCCUAGUUUCACAGAUAGAUUGUGGAAGUUACCAUACUCUUGCAUAUGUCUACACCACUGGAAAGGUAGUGUCUUUUGGUCGUGGACCAUGUUGCAAAAGCAGCCCAAUUCAUCCAGAGGCUCCGACAGAAAACUUUACCUGCCUGAUUUCUGCUGAUGACCUUGUGGAUUUUGAAGUCAAACAUAUUUUUGCUGGAACACAUGCCAAUUUUGUGACAACUUGUCAGGAUACCAGUUCUACAGAUGUUCCCAGGAAAAUCCUGCCAGAAAUAAGACAAAUUAGCCAGUCCCUGAUAGAAAAAUGGAUAGCAUCAGCAGCAAGAAGCCCUGAACGCGAAGUGGCUAAGAGCGAAAUUGCGAUGAUAUUUUCAUCUCCUGCUUGUCUGACUGCAAGUUUUUUAAAGAAAAGAGAAUCUGUAGAAACGAUUUCCAUUGAUGUGGACUUACAAAAGGCAAGAGAUACCUUCGAGAAGUUAACCAAAACAGAAUGGAUUUCUCUCAUGAUAACUACAUGUCUCAGGGAUAAUCUGCUGAGAGCUCUCCCAUGUUGUUCUUCUCACCAAGAAGCAUUACUAGUUUUCCUUCUGCUCCUAGAAUGUCCUGUGAUGCAUGAUUCUAGGAACUGGUGGAGUCUGGUGGUUCCAUUUGCCAAAGCUGUUUGUAAGAUACGAAAAUCACAAGUUCUGAAGCAGUGUUUGGCAUCUUUGCAAGAAUCUUCUUUCAACAAAAUGAUCCAGAUGCUUAAAACUGCCAUUAUCUCCCAGCUGUAUCAGUGGACUGAAACCAGUCAGAGUUACUGCAGUCUUAAAGCUUUUCUAGGAAUGAUGAAAGAAGUACAUAAGGUAAACACAGCUAACUGUCGACUACCAGAAAAUACUUUCAUCAUAGAUGAAUUCCCCAGUGCGGUGAUCUUUCAUGAAAGUACAAGAAGACUGUUCUUUCGGGAUAACAACCUGAUACCUGCAGAAAACCUCAGCCCCAUUAUUUUCAGUGAUUUUCCAUUUAUUUUUAAUUUGCCAUGCAAGAUUCAAUUAUUACGAGCUGAGUCCCAUUUGAAAAUGCUGGACUUAAAACAGAGAGAAUACCUGGAUCAGGGGCAAGGAAUUCUUCAGUUCAAUCAACCCCUUCCAUUUAAAGUCAGACGAAGUCACCUAGUUGAAGAUGCUCUGCGUCAGUUAAACCAAGUUGAAGACACCAACCUCUGUAAAGGAUUAGUGAUUGAAUUUACUAAAGAAAUACGUUCUCCAGGGUACGGGGUGAUAGCUGAGUUCUUCUACUAUAUAUUUGAAGAGAUGACCAAGACAGAAUAUGGAAUGUUCAUAUAUCCUGAAGAAGGUUCUUACAUGUGGUUUCCUGUCAGUCCUGUAUUUGAAAAGAAGAGGUAUUUCCUUUUUGGGAUCCUGUGUGGACUCUCCCUAAACAACUCAAAUGUUGCCAACCUUCCUUUUCCACUGGCUCUGUUUAAGAAACUUCUGGGCCAAAAGCCAUCAUUGCAAGAUUUAAAAGAACUCAGUCCUCUUCUGGGAAAGAAUUUGCAAGUUCUAAAUAAUGAAGCUGAUGACAUUGGAAAAGAACUUUACAUAUACUUUUCUAUACACUGGGACAAAAAGGAUGUUGAUUUAAUUCCAAAUGGGAUCUCUGUACCUGUGGACCAAAGCAACAAGAAAGAAUAUGUUUCUGCAUGCAUUGAUUACAUUUUUGACAUCUCUGUAGAGGCAGUUUAUGAGGAAUUUCAGAGAGGAUUUUAUAAAGUCUGUGACAAGGAAAUACUUGUUAAACUUUUCCAGCCUGAAGAACUGAUGGCAGCAGUGGUUGGAAAUACUGAUUAUGACUGGAAGCAGUUUGAAGAGAAUUCACAAUAUGAUCAAGAAUACCACAAAUCACAUCCAACUAUACUGAUGUUUUGGAAAGCUUUCCACAAAUUAACUCUGGAGGAAAAGAGAAAAUUCCUCUUUUUUCUUAGGGGAAAUGACAGACUGCCUCUAAGAGGCAAACAGCAAAUGGGAAUCACAUUUCGCUGUCCUGAAACUUUCCGUGAAACAGAUUACCCAAGAGCGCUGACCUGUCACAAUAUUCUGGACUUUCCUAAAUAUUCUACAAUGGAAAAAGUGGAGGAAGCCCUUCAAGUAGCCAUCAACAGCAACAGAGGAUUUGCCUCUGUCCAAGUCACAGAGCAACAGUGAUCCUUCGAGUUUCAGUGAGGCCUCAGAGCCUUAAGCCCUCAUCCUUCGACUCUUUUGUUCUUCCUUAGGUCUAAGUAGCACAAAGUGUUGACAAGUUUUAGGUAGAAUUAGUUGACAAAUGUUGGGAUAAACAAUAAAAUGAUGAAUCAAGAGGGAUUAAAAAAAGUGAUUUUUAAAAAUGAAUCAACAUUUCUUGAUCCCUAAAUUUGUUAUCAGAAUGUUUGUUUUUUUACCAAAUUAUUCCUGAACAAUAAUUAAU